GCUUCACUCACAUCAUCAAAUUAACAUCAAUACUAGCAGAUCACCUUCGCUACACCGCAAGAUGCAUCCGAUACUAUAUGCCAUCCUAGGCAUUGUCAUCAUCCUUGUGCUGGGUCCCGUCGUGUUCGCAGACAGGUCACCGAUCGUGGAAACGUCCGGCAAAGUCUCUAAGAUCAGCGCCUCAGCCGAGCUCCGGAAAGCCUUAUCAACAACAAAAUACGUAGUCGUCGACUUCUACGCAGACUGGUGUCCGCCCUGCCGUGCCAUUGCACCAAUCUUCUCUAAACUCGCCGAUGACCACGCUGUAUCUGGGCAACUCGGAUUCGCCAAAGUCAAUGUUGAUCACGUCAAGGAUGUCGCAAAGCAGUACGGGAUCACGGCUAUGCCUACGUUCCUGUUUUUUGAGGAUGGGAAACCGAUGCAGGUGAAGGUGGAGAGGAAGGGUGCGGAGGAGGGUAUUGAGAUGGUGAGGGGUGCGGAUGUGGUGUUGUUAAGGAGUGUGGUGCAGGAGUUGGCGAAGAAGGUGCAGAGUUCGUGAGAUUGUGAGAAGGUUCCCAAGUCAAACUAGUGAAAUGUAUGGCCAGAUUUCUGCGGAGUCUGUCAAUCCGCUGAUCCUCGAGGGGUUGAACAUUCACCCAGAACCCUGAAAAGUUGAUGCAUAUCUUGUAGCUUGAUUUCAAAGGAGCAAAAAUCAAUCUGCUCAUAUAUUUUGCAAAAAGGGUUCAUGUCAC
This is a messenger RNA of Macroventuria anomochaeta, 731 nucleotides long. Its product is annotated as thioredoxin-like protein. Lineage: Eukaryota; Fungi; Ascomycota; Dothideomycetes; Pleosporales; Didymellaceae. Bases 62 to 538 code for a protein of 158 amino acids. The transcript is spliced from 2 exons. The record is from RefSeq and is a predicted model, not a curated record.